AUGUCCUCAGACCAGCAAGUAUGGCACACAGCUGUUCCACCCCCCAACAGGUCCCCUAGCUCCUCCAGCAACCCCAGGUCCCCCAGCUCCGCCAGCAACCCCAGGUCCCCUGGCACCCCAGGCUCUGAGAAGGUAGCCUCGCCACUGGAGUGCUCCAUCUGCUUCUCUGGCUAUGACAACAUCUUCAAGACACCCAAGGAGCUCUCCUGCACACACGUCUUCUGCCUGGAGUGCCUGGCAAGGUUGGCGGCUGCCCAGCCGGUGAGCCGCACUGGCGACGAGGCUGUGCCCUGCCCAUUCUGCCGGCAACCUACAGCCGUGCCCCCUGAUGGGGCCCCUGCACUACGCACCAGCCACCAGCUGCUGGCCAAGAUGCCAGCCCACCUGAGGCGGGAGGAACCCGUGUGGCUGGAAGGUACCAAGCUCUGCUGCUGCCCUCCACCUUCCACAACUGGUCAUGCUUCACCUGGUUUCGUGUGCGUGGACGUGGGCCUGAGAAAGCCGCCUGAGCCUGAACCACCCUCAUCUCCCCCAGAGCCUGUGCGCCGCCGGGGCCGUCUGGCCCGCUGUUGGGCAAGCUGCAAGGACUGGAGGCGAGUGGCUCUGGUCUCAACGCUGUUGCUGGUGCUCUUCUGUGUGGUGCUCUGGCCAGUGCAAUGUGCUCUGAAGACUGGGAACCUGCGUUGCUUCCCCCGACCCCCUUUGCCGCCACCACCACUGCCACCAUGCUUCCCUUUGAACCCCCUGGCUGACAACUAG
This is a messenger RNA of Chrysochloris asiatica (Cape golden mole), 759 nucleotides long. RefSeq names its product ring finger protein 223 (gene RNF223). Gene Ontology annotation, biological process: protein ubiquitination. Gene Ontology annotation, molecular function: ubiquitin protein ligase activity. NCBI's taxonomy places the organism in Eukaryota, Metazoa, Chordata, Mammalia, Afrosoricida, Chrysochloridae. The record is from RefSeq and is a predicted model, not a curated record.